Messenger RNA from Pseudoliparis swirei, 8162 nucleotides. RefSeq names its product cullin-9 (gene cul9). The record is from RefSeq and is a predicted model, not a curated record. Gene Ontology annotation, molecular function: ubiquitin protein ligase binding; zinc ion binding. NCBI's taxonomy places the organism in Eukaryota, Metazoa, Chordata, Actinopteri, Perciformes, Liparidae. Gene Ontology annotation, biological process: ubiquitin-dependent protein catabolic process.
GCCGGGUGCUGCGCCCUGACUGCACACUGCGCACAUGCGCAUCCAGCAGCGCAGCUCAGGCGCACCAGACAAACAGCGGCACUUUGGACCGGAAGAGGAAGCAGCGCGCAAGGAGGACACCGAGACCACGGGGACGAGCGUGACGCGGCAGGCAUCAUGGUGGUUGAGCGGCGCCAGGGGACCCGGCUGGUCCAGCUGGGCCCGCGGCUGCAGGCGUUCCCAGAGGAGCUGAUCCGCCAGCGCCACAACCACGCCGGGCAGCCGGAGUACCUGAUUCGCUGGUGCCUCGUCGCCAUCGACGACGGCGGCGCCGGGUCGGGCGGCUCGGCGGCGGAGAGCAAGCCGGAGAACGUCCUGAUGUGGAUGUCCGCCCAGGACGUGUACGCCAACUGCCCCGGCCUGCUGGGCAACAGGAAGCCGGAGCAGCAGGAGGCGCGGCGCGGCGAGGAGCGCCCCGCGGGCGCCACCUUCGACGAGGCGGCGCUGUCGGACAUGAAGGAGGACGUGAGGAGCCUGGUGCGCCGCGCCCGCACGCAGGCGGCCAAGAGCGGCGACUCCUCGCUCGCCGUCACGCACACCGUCCACGUGCUGAGCGCCUACGCCGCCAUCGGCCCGCUGGUGGGCGUGUUCAAGGAGGCCGGCGCCCUGCGCCUCCUCAUGGAGCUGCUAGGCAACAAGGACACGCACACGCGGCGCGGCGCCGGCAAGAUGCUGCGGGCGCUCGCCUCGCACGACGCAGGCAGCAGGGCCCACGUGCUGCUGGCCCUCAGCCAGCAGGACCUGGAGCAGCACAUGGACUUUGAGAACCGCUGCACUCUCCUGGAGCUGUUCACCGACACGCCGUCCUGCGAGGAGCACGGGGUCUCCUUCCAGGGGCUGCAGCUGCCGCAGAUUCCGGGGAAGCUGCUCUUCUCUCUGGUGAAGCGUUACCUGUGCGUGACGUCUCUGAUGGACGAGCUCAACACGCCGGGGGCGGAGUCAACCUCUGACGGACCGGACACAAGCCCCGCCUCCUCCUCCAGCAGCGCCCAGCGAGCGGAGCGGCUGCGCACCCAACGAGAGUUCGACUUCAGCGUGGCCAUGGCCAGCCUGAUCUCGGAGCUGGUCCGCGUGAUGGGCUGGGACCGGAACCGCCGGCCCCCCCCCGGCUCCGCCCACGGCGUGGGAGGAGCCGGGGCCUGCGGGGCGGAGCCGGGGCCCGUCCUCGGGUCCAUUUUCCAGACUCGUUCCAGCGCCCUGACCGACACCUUUGCGCCCGCCGCACCACCGAAGAAGAAGACGGGAAACGGAUACAAGACGCUCGCCGACUUCGCCGGCCGCGCGGCGUACGUGGAAUACGUCCAGCAGCACCUGAGGAGCGGCAUGGCGGUCCGCAUGCUGGAGGACUACGAGGAAGUCAGCGCCGGGGACCAGGGGGAGUUCCGCUACAGCAACGACGGCUCGCCACCUGUCCAGGUCUACUGGAGCUCCCUGUCCAGGACCUACUGGGUCCACUGGCAGAUGGUGGAGAUCCAGGGCGGCGAGAAGGAGAAGGAGGCGCAGCAGGAGGCGCAGCAGGAGGCCUCCAGCCUGACGGAGACCCUCCGGCUCCCGGCCGUGAGUCGGAGCGUCUGCCCCCCCGGGGUCCUCUACUCCUGGCCCUACCUGCCCCCGCAGCCCGGGGCCCCGCAGCCCGGGCCCCUGAGCCGGGCCGAGUGGUGGGAGCUGCUGUUCUUCAUCAGGAGGCUGGAGGCCCCGCAGCAGCAGGAGGUCACCGGGCUCCUGCGGCGAGGCCUCGGCCACCAGGAGGCGGAGCUGGACGACCGGGCUCUGAUUGGCCUGUCGGUGCCCGGGGGCGUGGCCACGGAGCUGCUCCGCUACCUGGAGCAGAAUCUGCCGUCGGCGAGCCUCACCGAGCUGCUGAGCUCCCGCAGCUUCACCAGGCUCGACCUGAGGGGGCGGGGCCACCAGCAGGGGGCGGGGCCACCGGGUGAGCACCUGAGACCUCCGCCGGUCCCCGAGACCGGCAGCCCGGACCACGAGCUGCCCCCAGAGGACCACAGCAGGUACCCCGAGGACCUGGAGGACCGCAUGAAAGUGUUCGAUGACCCUCGGGUCCAGGCCCAGAAGACACUGCUGGAGAAGCUGGGGGGGGUGCUGGACCUCCUGAAGACCGGGUCCAGCUCGGACCCGGGUCAGCAGCUGGCCGCGGUCCUCUUCGCCACCAGGCUGCUGGAAGAGGCGGGGGCCCAGGAGAGGGGGGCCCCGAGGACGGACUCCGCCCAGACCAUCCGGGACCAGGUCCUGCAGCUGCUGGUGGAGCUGCUGGCCUCGGCCUCCGGGGACCUGGUGGCCGCCGCGCUGCGGCUCGCCCGCCGCCUCGUGCUGGCGUUCCCAUGGAGGCUCUCCUUCGCCACGGGGGGCGGAGUCAGAGCCAUCCUCAGCUGCAUGCAGCAGUUCUCCUCCAACGCGCCGGUCCAGCAGCUGGCGCUCGCAACCCUGCAGGUGGUCUCUGGAGCCAGUCAACAGGACCUGGUCCCUCUCUCUGAGUCCGGCUCCCCGGUGAUGUUGGAGAUCUUCUCCAGCAUCGGCUCGGCGGCGCCCGGCUCCGGAGGGCCGCUGGGCGCCGUGCCGGCCGCCAUGGACCUGCUGCUGCAGACCGGCGGCUGCCUGCCGGCGCUGCGCAGCGGGCUGCUGCUGGUCCUCACGCUCGUGUCCAAUCACAGCGCUCUGGCGGAGCAGCUGGUGGGCGUCGGCCUAACCUCCGUGCUCCGGAGGUGCCUCACGCUGCCGACUGCCGAGGCCACGCUGGCCGUCAUCGCCCUCAACCACCUGGCCUCAGAGGUGGGGGGUCCUCUGGAGCUCCAGAUACUGGUGCUGAGCCUGAAGGAGCCGAGGGUCUCCAGGGAGGUGGUCCACACGCUGGAGGCCCUGCUGUGUGACCACGCCCCGCUGGAGGAGAGCAGCCAGGUGACUCGCAGUCGGGACACCUUCCAGGACCUGGUCCGCCUGCUGGAGCAGCACCGGGCCGACCGGGCCGUCCAGCUGUCCCUCCUCAGGAUCCUGAACAAGUUCCUGGACCAGUACCAGGAGGACCUGCUGCCGUGGCACGAGAGCAUCGAGCCCUGCCUGUCCUCCAUGACGGCCUUCCUCAGUGACCGGGAGGUGGUCCAGCUGUUGGUGCGCUUCCUGUUCCGCCUGGCGUCCCUGAACAAGGACCUCGCGGUGGUUCUGUGCCGCCUGGUUCUCUGGGCUUCUGAGGGACCUGCAGGCGCUGCCUGGCUGGCCCCCGAGCUCAGGGACCUCGUUGGGGACUGCGACAAGUACGCCAGCCUCUACCAGAAGAUGCCCUGGCUGUGGCCAGGUGGGCCAGUGCAGGCUGUGUUCCAGAUGGUGCUGGGCCAGGUGGAGGAGCACCGCCGCAGCCACCGGCCAAUCAACGUGCCCUUCUUCGACGUGUUCCUCAGGAACCUGUGCCAAGGCUCCAGCGUGGAGCUCAAGGAGGACGCGUGCUGGGAGAAGGUGGAGGUCUCGUCCAAUCAGCAUCGAGCUGCCAAGCUGACCGACAAGAACCCCAAAACCUACUGGGAGUCCAACGGCUGCACAGGAACCCACAGCAUCACCAUCAGCAUGAGGCCGGGGACCGUCAUCAGACGGAUGUCCCUCCUGGUGGCGGCUGAGGACUCCAGCUACAUGCCGGCUCGGGUUCUGGUUCUGGGAGGAGACGACCCGACCAGCAUCAACACGGAGCUGAGCACGGUGAACGUGACUCCGUCGGCCAGUCGUGUGGUUCUCGUGGAGAACUUGACCAGGUUCUGGUCCAUCAUCCAGAUCAGGAUCAAGAGAUGUCAGCAGGGAGGUAUUGAUACUCGAGUCCACGGGUUUGAGGUUCUGGGUCCGAAGCCGACUUUCUGGCCGGUGUUCAAGGAGCAGCUGUGCUGUCGGACCGCCCUGUUCUACAGCACCAAGGCCCACACCUGGUGCCAGGAGGUGAAGGAGGACCGGACGCAGCUGCUGCAGCUCUUCAACAAGCUGAACGGCGCUCUGAGACACGAGCAGAUGUUUGCUGAUCGUUUCCUGCCGGACGCCGAGGCGUCUGAAGCUCUGGGUCGGACCUGCUGGGAGGCGCUGAUCACCCCCAUAGUGCUCAGCAUCACGCAGUCAGAAUCCUUAGCGCCCAGCCCACUGUCCUGGCUGCUCAGCGAGUACCUGGGCAGCAGCGACUGUACCAUUAACACUGUAAAACGCGCCAUCUUUAACUCCAGAGUGCGGCGCCUCACACAACUGCUGGUCCACGUGGACCUGAGCCGGCUGGACGGAGAGGAGCUCCGAGCGCCGGUCAAGUCAAGUCUCAACCGGAGCAAAGAGAUGAAGAACGGUAAAGAGGGGAGGAACAAAGAAGCGGCCUCUUCCUCUUCCUCGUCCUCCUCGGCCAGGCCCAAGGCGAAGGGCAGCAGCAGCAGCAUCGUGGGCAUCGCCCUCUGUUGGCAGGGAGUGGUACAGCGCCAGGUGAAGCUCUUCCUGGAGUCCAGCUGCGGCGGGCCGGACUUCGUGGAGCAGUACCGGGCCCUGUACCUGCGCCUGAGGGGCGCCAUGGAGGAGCUGUUCGGCCGGCACGCCGCCUUCCAGCUCGCCCUGCGGCGCGGCUUCUCCAGCGCGCUGCUGCAGCUGUCCAUCCUCAGGGCCAUGCAGGUGAGCGAGCGCUUCUCCCAGUACAUCGACUCCUCCAUCCAGGCGAUCGGCGCGGCGCCGAGCGGCGUGCGGACUCUGGAGCGCCUGCAGCAGUUCCUGGAGCCGCUGCUCUUCCUGUCGGGCCUGGAGCUCGCCAACACCUUCGAGCACUUCUACAGGUACUACCUGGGCGACCGGCUGCUGGCGGGGGCCAACGUGUGGCUGGAGAGCGCCGUGGUGGAGCAAAUCGGAUGCUGCUUCCCGAGCCGCUUCCCCCAGCAGAUGCUGGAGAACCUGAGCGAGUCGGCCCGGCUGCAGCAGGAGUUCCACCUGCACCGCCUGCAGCAGAUGGACCGCUGCCUGCAGGAGCAGGUGGAGGAGGAGGAGGAGGAGGAGGAGGAGGAGUCAGAGGAGGCGGAGGUCCGGGUGGUGGUCCUGUCCCCUCGCUGCUGGGCCGUGUCCUCGCUCUGCUUCCUGGAGGAACCCAGCAGCCACUUCCCAGGAGAGCUCUGCUGCUACCUGAGCCAGUUCACCCAGUUCUACUCCCACAGUGUCCUGAGGCCCCGGCGGCUCCAGUGGACGUGGCUCGGUGACGCUGAGCUUCAGUUCGGCUGCUGGAGGCUCCAUGUGUCCACGCUGCAGAUGUUCAUCCUGCUGCAGCUCAACACGCAGCAGGAGGUUCCGGUGGCCUCUCUGCUGCGCAGCAGCGGCCUCUCGGCCGACGUGCUGCUUCAGGCUCUGCGGCCGCUCAUCGCUGAGGGAGGACCGCUGAGCUGCAGCCAGGAGGAGGAGCCCUGUGGGGGUGUGCUGCAGGUGAACCAGCAGGUGGCGUCCCUGAGCCGCGGCGCGGCGGCGUGCGUGCGGCUGCUGCCCAGACAGACGUACCUGAAGGUGGAGGCGGACGCGGCCGGCGCCCUGGAGAGGAAGAGGAGCUUCCUGUCCUGCCUGGUGGUCCACAUCAUGAAGAGGGAGAAGGAGAUGCACAUCGACAACCUGGUCUUCACGGUGCUGGCCUCCUGUCGGACCCGGGAGGCGUGUGGCGGCCGCUUCGGCUGCAGCUCCGGCGACGUGCUGUCCUGCAUCAUGCACGUGGUCAGCAGAGGCUGCGUCCGGCGCCGCGAGGACAACCCGCACGUCCUGGAGUUCCUGCCCGAGGACCCGGCCACGCCGCAGAAGGGCCACGCCCACUUCUCCUUCAGCGAGGACGGGAAGGACGCCGCAGAGGACCACAUCAGUGGGCGGUUGUCUCCUCGCCGGUUGGAAGACGGCGUUCUGGACGCGCUGCUCUUCUCGAUGGGUCGGACCAUGACGCAGGAGGAAGUCCGUCAGCUGAUGCAGAGGACGGUCCAACAGGUAUCGGGGACUCUGAGUCUGGACCCGGACCGGGCCGAGCACCUGCUGGUCCACUGCCGCUGGAACGUGGAGCUGCUGGUCCAGCGCUACAGCGACGAGCCCGAGGCCCUCGCCGUCGCCGCAGGACUGGAGAGCCGGAACCCUCAGCCGAGCUCCGCCUCCACCUGCCCGGUCUGCCUGGGGCCCCGCCCCCCUCUGACAGAGCCCGCCCCCUCACUCAGCUGCAUGCACUACUGCUGCAGGGCGUGCUGGCAGGAGUACCUGACGGCGCGGAUCGAGCAGAACCUGGUCACGACGUGUCACUGUCCAAUCACAGACUGCCGCGCUCAGCCCACCUCCAGCUUCUUCCUCCGCGUCCUCACGGACGAGGACACCGUCGCCAAGUACGAGAGUGCCUUGCUCAGAGGCUUCGUGGAGAGCUGCUCCAACCUGACGUGGUGCACCAACCCCCAGGGCUGCGGCCGCAUCCUGUGUCAGGAGAGCACGCGCAGCACGGCCAGCUGCGCCUCCUGCAGCUGGGCCUCCUGCUUCAGCUGCAGCUUCCCCGAGGCCCACGUGCCGGCCAGCUGCAGCCACAUGUCCCAGUGGCUGGACGACGGCGGCUUCUAUGAGGGCAUGAGCACGGAGGCCCAGAGCAAACACCUCGCCAAGCUCAUCGCCAAGAGCUGCCCGAGCUGCCGGGCGCCCAUCGAGAGGAACGAGGGCUGCCUGCAUAUGACCUGUGCCAAGUGUAACCACGGCUUCUGCUGGCGCUGUCUGAAACCAUGGAAACCAACUCACAAAGACUACUACAACUGCUCCGCCAUGGUGAGUAAAGCUGCUCGGCAGGAGAAGAAGUUCCAGGAUUAUAACGAGCGCUGCACCUUCCACCACCAGGCCAAGGACUUUGCGGUCCAGCUGGAGGCCACGGUAUCAUCCAUAAAUGAAGCUCUGCAGAUGAAGCCGUUGACCUUCGUCAUCGACGCCUGUCGAGUCCUCGCUCAGGCCCGCAAGGUGCUGGCCUACUCGUGCGUCUACAGCUACUACAACCAGGAGACGGAGAAGAUGGAGGUGAUGGAGCAGCAGACGGAGGCUCUGGACCUGCACACCAACGCCCUGCAGAUCCUGCUGGAGGAGACCCUGCUGCGGUGCAGCGACCUGGCCUCCUGCGUCCGCCUGCUGAAACCAGAACACCUGAACACGGGCCUGGAGCUGACCCGCCGCAUCCAGGAGCGCCUGCUGGCCAUCCUGCAGCACUCCACCCAGGACUUCAGGGUGGGUUACCAGUCCAAGAGCAGCCAGGAACAAGGAUCCACUCAGACCUCCAACCUGGCCACCAACACGGAGGCCAACAAAGUGUCCGAGGCGUCCAGCGACUCUGAGGACAACAACUACGGCGGCGAGGAUGACGACGAGGAGUACGUCCCCGAGUGGCACGAGGACUACGACGAGGAUGCCGUGGACGACUUCUUCUCCGACGACGACGAGUCAGAGAACCUGGAGAGGGACUUCAGCCCCUUUGACUGAGAGGCCACGCCCCCUCCCCUGAAGCCCCGCCCACCACCGCCAACACCGCUGCUCUGUUUUCCACUUCCUGUAUUCCGUCUGUUUUCAUGAGAUCAGAGACCUGAAGAGUUUAAUAUUUAAAUUCUUAGUCUUUAAAUUGUGAGAAUAAAUUAUAAAUAUGAGUUGUAUUGUUUAUUAAAGCCACUUUGAACAAGGUGAGCUAAAUAUAGUUUAAAACCAGUUAAACCGGUUUAACCAGUUCAACAGAUUGAACCAGUGUGAAAUGACUUUUGGGUUCAAAUAGCAGACUUUCUUCUGGACUGAGCCCGGUUCUGGAUCCGGUGGCGGUCCUGGUUUUCGUUGAUGAUGAAGGAUCUCCUGUUGUGAUCAAAGGAUUAUUGAUCCGAGUUAUUGAUCAUCUCACGCUGGGCCUUGCUUUAUUUUUACCACACAAGCUUUUUAUACGUGUUUGUAGAGUCAGAGGUUUCUGAGGUCCACAGGGCCACGUGUGGGUCUGGGUCCAGACUCUGACGUGUGGGUCUGGGUCCAGACUCUGACGUGUGGGUCUGGCCCAGCUGUACCGGCUCCCUGUUUGUUGAUGUUCCAGAAGGUUCUUCUGGUUUCUGUCGAGCGACUUCAGCAUCAAACUAAAUAAAAGCUUUUAUGCUGCAGAA